AUGUGUGGAAUAGUGGGACAUAAGAUUGGUGAGUGUAAGGCUGAAGGUUUUAAGUGCUACAGGUGUGGAAGGUUUGGACACAAAUCCGAGGAGUGUAAGAAUCUGAUUGUUUGCUUUAAUUGCAGUGAGGAAGGCCACAUUAGCACCGUUUGCAAGAAGCCAAAGAAGGUGAGUGGUAAAGUAUUUGCUUUGAGUGGUGAUGAUGCGGGAGAGAAUGACAACUUGAUCAGAGGUACAUGUUUCAUUCUCAAUACUCCUUUGAAUGCUAUUAUAGAUACUAGAGCUACACAUUCCUUUAUAUCUCUUAAUUGUGUGAAACGUCUUAAUCUUGCUACUACUAUUAUGUCUGGAUGCAUGGCCAUAGAGACACCUGCUAGUGAUUCUGUGAUUACUAAGUUAGUUUGUGUUAAUUGCCCUGUGACUGCUUUUGGUAAAGAUUUUGGAAUGGAUCUUGUUUGUAUUCCCUUAAGUAAUAUAGAUGUUAUUUUUGGUAUGAACUGGUUGAUGCAUAAUCAUGUUCACAUUAAUUGUUGUGCGAAAACGAUAACAUUUCUGAGACUGGAGGAGAAUAUGAGUUCGAAUCUUAUGAAGAGUGAAGAAGUAGUAAGAUUUUUGAAGGAGCAUGCAAAGUUGUUUGUUAUGUUUGCUUCGUUGAAGUUAGAAGGAAAAUAUGAAGUUAACGAAUUGCCUGUUGUCUGUGAGUUUGCGGAUGUAUUUUCUGAUGAUGUUUCAAAUUUACCACCUGAAAGAGAAGUGGAGUUCACUAUCAACUUAGCACUAGGUACUAGUCCAAUAUCUAUGGCACCUUAUCGGAUGUCAGCUUAA
Messenger RNA from Trifolium pratense (red clover), 825 nucleotides. RefSeq lists its product as uncharacterized. The transcript has a single exon. The record is from RefSeq and is a predicted model, not a curated record. Gene Ontology annotation, molecular function: nucleic acid binding; zinc ion binding. Bases 1 to 825 code for a protein of 274 amino acids. Lineage: Eukaryota; Viridiplantae; Streptophyta; Magnoliopsida; Fabales; Fabaceae.